Molecule: messenger RNA, 1446 nt
Organism: Boeremia exigua
Lineage: Eukaryota; Fungi; Ascomycota; Dothideomycetes; Pleosporales; Didymellaceae
Exons: 4
Coding region: 121-1446 (441 amino acids)
Source: RefSeq, a predicted model, not a curated record
CGUCUUUCGACCGUCACCCCAUCUGCGUUUGUAUACCAAUCUGCGUUUGUAUAUCGUCGUGGCAUAAUCGCAGCACCCCCACAUUCUAUCUUGUUUGCCACAGAAUCUCCUUCUCCAACAAUGGCCAGCCAACAGCUCGAGCAGGCUUACGAAAAGUACCGAUACGAAGCCCUCUUCGGCGUCUGGCUUGUCGUGACCGGCGCAACCUUCAUGCGCAUCAAACGCCAGCCCUACUCCAUGCGUCUCAAGGUCGAGCAGUGCCAUCGUGCUUGGAAUUGGCAUGACCCCGAAGCGUGGAAUGAGGCGUGUUGCGUAGCCCACAAGCGCCAAAACAUCGAAAAGACCCUUAGCACCUCCCAGCUACCCUCCCCACUGCACCAAAGUCACCGACGAGGUGGAGUCUCGAUUUCCGAGGCAGUGCUCAAUCCGUGGAAUCCACUCUAUGCAGUGGCUCCUUUCAUCAUCGUGACGGUGUCUGUUCCGUUAGCCAUCUUCGCCGUGGCCACGACCUCCAUCGCGCUUUCCUUGUUGGCCUUUCGUGGCUUCAUAGUUUAUACGCAGCUGGGUACUGCACUAUUAGGUGCCUGGCUUUCACCAACACCGUCGAAGCCUGUCCCUGUUCAGCGUCCGUACCUGUCCGAACGAUCGUCUCCGCCUCGCAACCGCAACCGCCGCAACAGUAGCAAUGGCAGUGGAACGUCUCUUCAAGACUCCAUGGUGUCAGCUUCACGCCUCGGCCCGAAGUCCGGCUCGUUUACUGCGCUGCUCGGUGAAGGAAGCCCGACUCGCGACUACGAGGGUGUCGGCGGCUGGAGAGAUACUGGUAAUGAGGACGAGGAAGCGUUGUGGAUGGGCAUGAACUCGAGACUACAGCUCCCUGCUGCAACAUCUGGUCGACGCCACCAGCGACGCCACACCGGCGGACAGAGUCCCACGCAGCGCUGGAGCUGGAGCCCAGAAGUCUUCCGCAUGAGCCCUGUGCAGAGCCGCGCCAGAACACCGAUCCGAGUUGCCGCAAACGAGGGGUACGAUCUCAGCGAAUACUUUCCUAGGCAACCUGUAAUAGGAGAUCGUCCGAUUGGCAUUGCACCGGACCCAUCGAAGCGACACAGUCGGAGGCUCAGUGGCAGUGGCAGUAGUAUCGCCAGCGUGACUUCGAGCAUGAUGACCCCCGUCAAAGAAGCCGGAGAACCCCGCAAGUACCCCAUACACGCGCACAAACACACCAAACCGUCGCACACAGCCAUGAACCCCCUCAGCGCCCCAUCGCGACACAACACCGACUGGAAACCCGUAGCUAUCUUCGCAGCCGUUCUCAUCUCCCUCAGCAUCGUCAUCGGGGCAGUAGGCUACUACCUCAAGAUCCAGCUGAGGCGGGCGCAAGCUGAGGCGGGCGCAAGUUCAAGGCGCCGCACUACGUGCUCCUCCACUGCCUCCGGCUGCUAG